This is a messenger RNA of Kalmanozyma brasiliensis GHG001, 1164 nucleotides long. RefSeq names its product protein of unknown function DUF125, transmembrane. Gene Ontology annotation, molecular function: manganese ion transmembrane transporter activity; iron ion transmembrane transporter activity. Gene Ontology annotation, biological process: intracellular manganese ion homeostasis. The transcript has a single exon. Gene Ontology annotation, cellular component: fungal-type vacuole membrane. Lineage: Eukaryota; Fungi; Basidiomycota; Ustilaginomycetes; Ustilaginales. Bases 1 to 1164 code for a protein of 387 amino acids. The record is from RefSeq and is a predicted model, not a curated record.
AUGGCCUGCUCCUCCACCAAAGCAGCCGGCGCUGGCUGUGCCAACUGCUCCUGCGCCGCCUCCUCCUCUAACGGCGCCUCCGUCAAGCUUCCCUCCUCCAAGUCCAAAUCCGAGUCCACGCCCCUUCUGUGGUCCACCACUUCCGCUGACUACCAGUCCGCCUCGCAAGAUGCCUCGGCAACGGCCUCCUCUUCCGCGUCCACCCUCUCCGCCUCGCACGAGUGCCCCUCCUCAACCCCUCACAACCCGGACUUUGUCUGCUGUCGCGACAUCAUCCCUACCGACGACCGCACGCUGAUCGACCCGGACUUUGCACGCGACUGCAUCGUGGGUCUCUCGGACGGUCUCACCGUGCCCUUUGCUCUCACUGCCGGGUUGUCCUCCACUGGAUCGACGAGGUUGGUCGUCCUCGCGGGGCUGGCCGAGCUCGUAUCGGGCGCCAUCUCGAUGGGCAUUGGCGGCUUUUUGUCGGCCCAAGCCGAGUUGAGCCACUUUGCCUUCCAGCAGCGGUCGACGCAGCAGCGUGUGCAGCGUUCGUGUGGCACAGAGGUUCAGCGUCAGGUACACGACAUUCUCAAGGGCUACGGUAUCGCUGAAAACACUUCGGCGCAGAUUGCCAGCGAGCUCACCGCCAAAGAGCAGGCAAGGCGGGAGGCGGAACAUCUGGCAGCAUCACAGGCCUUGCGCUCCUCCCAGGGUGCUCGACGCAAGAUCUUCGGCUGCAUCCCCGUACCGUCGUCGAGCGUCGGCGCGAAGCAGAAGAGCACGGACGAAGAAGCCCUGCUCGCAGAGGACGACGCCGAACAGGCUGGUCUCACCCCUUUCCUGCUGAAACUCGGAGAGGGUCUCGAACCAGUCAGCACCUCGCGCCUCUACAUCUCGGCGCUUACCAUCGGACUCAGUUACUUUAUGGGUGGAAUCAUCCCGCUGCUGCCGUACAUGUUUAUCGUGGAGGCGAGCCGGGCGCUGAUGUGGUCCGUGGUGAUCACGGGGGUGAUUCUGUUGGUGUUUGGUGUGGUCAAGCAGCGCGUGACGGGUGGAGAGGGAGGGGUCAAGGGGUACGUGUGGGGUGCAGUGUCGACGUUGGCCGUCGGAGGUGUGGCUGCGGGAGCGAGUUGGUUGUUGGUCGGGCUGCUGGAGGGCGGUGGCGAGGGAGGCAUCUAG